Molecule: messenger RNA, 1398 nt
Organism: Fragaria vesca subsp. vesca
Lineage: Eukaryota; Viridiplantae; Streptophyta; Magnoliopsida; Rosales; Rosaceae
Product: transcription factor RAX3-like
Exons: 3
Coding region: 1-1092 (363 amino acids)
Source: RefSeq, a predicted model, not a curated record
AUGGGUCGAGCUCCUUGCUGCGAUAAGGCGAACGUGAAGAAGGGACCCUGGUCACCUGAAGAAGAUGCUACACUCAAGGCUUAUAUUGAAGAGCAUGGCACUGGAGGCAACUGGAUUGCCCUUCCUCAGAAAAUUGGGCUCAAAAGAUGUGGAAAAAGCUGCAGACUACGUUGGUUAAACUAUCUGAGGCCCAACAUCAAGCAUGGUGGAUUCUCAGAAGAAGAAGACAACAUCAUCUGCAACCUCUAUAUCAGUAUAGGCAGCAGGUGGUCUAUAAUUGCAGCCCAAUUGCCCGGAAGAACUGAUAAUGAUAUCAAGAACUACUGGAACACCCGGCUGAAGAAGAAGUUGCUCGGAAGGCGCAAACAGUCCGGUGCUAAUCGGGGAAGUCAGGACCUUAAGGAUGCCGCCGAUGACGCGCAUCAGGCUUUAAGCAGCUCAGCCCUCGAGAGACUUCAACUUCAUAUGCAACUGCAGAACCUUCAGAACCCAUUCUCUUUCUACAACAACCCUGCCCUGUGGCCCAAGCUGCAUCCCUUCCAGGAAAAGAUGAUCCAGACCGCCCAAUGCAUGAAUGAUCAAAACUCUAGCAACCCUCUGAUGAUGCAGCAGUUUUCUGUCUCAACUCAUGAUCAAACAGUGCAAGGUCACAAGGUUAACGACCAUUUCUAUGAACAAACUGCUGGUGCUUUGGCAAUUCAGGAGCAAUAUGCAAAACUAUGCAUCAACCCCAAGAUGGAUGAAUUGGAGAACGCGUUGAAUGGCAUGUCAUCCUCCUUCAUAUCUGCUACAAGCAAUCCUGUGGACUCUACUAUUGUGAUUCCGAAAGCCGAUCAUAUUGAGCGGCAGGUAAAUUCCAGCUUCCAAGCUCAACUCGAUGGCAAUAACUCUGGUAGUUUCACAUCACAGCAGCAAGAUGAUCAGAUUGCUGAAUUUGAUUAUUUCAAGGAAAUGAAUGUCUCCAAGGAAAGCUUGAUGUGGUGGGCUAAUGACUUCGACAACAAAUCUGUGUCAUCAAACUCCUGGGAUUCCACUUCCGUUCUUCAGUCACAAGGGAUGUUUCAAGAUUACGAAUUAGGUUAUAACCUGUAGUUAUCAAGUUAUGCUGCCUAUAACACAUUUAUGCACCAAAUUGUGGAUCUCAUCAUCGACUAAUAGAGGAGGUACCAACAUAUACAUGUCGGUCCCACCUCUAUUAGAGAUAUCGUGCUCUGCAACGUGGUAUGCGAAUGUGGUCGAAGUAGUGGAUUUUAUCGAAUAGGGAUCGAUUUUUAAGGUACUGAGGUAUGAAUUUUCUAGUUAGGUCAUAAGAGGAUUAUGGCAAAUUUAAAUAGCUCCAUGUUUUGUAAAUUGUGUGAAUUAUAAUAAUGUUACUAUCUUCUCUAUUGUCAAGCCAAA